UGAGCUUUCUUUGGGGAAUACGUGCAUCGAGAUUUAGAUCUGCAUGUAAAAUCUCUACAAAGUAUCUGCCACUACAGGUCUGAGUCUCACCCCCAACUCCGUUUUUAUUUUUAUUUUUUCCUCUCUCUGUUUUUUCUGCUGUGUCGGAAAGACCAAGACAGAACUAUCUCUGUUUCUGGCUUCACUGCCAGUAAAGGAGUUUUCAUUCAGACUUUCCGAAGAGAGGUGGAGAAACCUAAAGACUCAGGAGAGGAGGUCCUUUGAGCCAAAUGGAGCAUUAGUUAUUCUGCUUUUCUCAGCAUGGAUAAACCCUUUUCUCAAGGAUUUUCUGAUGUGCCCUGAGGUCCAUGUAACUACAAGGGCUCCUCUUUAUCACCAUAAGUGCCACUCUGACCCAAAACCACUCAGAGCUCAAAAAUCAAGGCAAAAUGGAUGCCACAGUGAUAGAUGAUUUCCAACAAAUUCUGCCUAUUGAACAGCUGCGCUCUACUCAUGCUAGCAAUGAUUAUGUGGAACGGCCUCCAGCCCCCUGUAAACAGGCCCUCUCUAGUCCUUCCCUUAUUGUGCAAACCCACAAAUCUGAUUGGUCCCUGGCUACCAUGCCUACUGCUCUACCCCGCAGUCUCAGCCAGUGCCAUCAAUUGCAGCCCUUGCCUCAACAUCUGAGCCAAUCUAGCAUUGCCAGCUCAAUGUCCCAUAGCACCACUGCCUCUGAUCAAAGGCUCUUGGCCAGCAUUACGCCCUCACCUUCAGGCCAGUCCAUCAUCCGAACCCAGCCUGGAGCAGGGGCCUACCCAAAGGCUGAUGGUGCUCUGAAGGGAGGAGCUGAGCAAUCUGUAGGGCAUCCUAGUGAGCACCUCUUCAUCUGCGAGGAGUGUGGGCGCUGCAAGUGUGUCCCCUGCACAGCCGCUCGCCCUCUCCCCUCCUGCUGGCUGUGCAACCAGCGUUGCCUUUGCUCUGCUGAGAGCCUCCUCGAUUAUGGCACUUGCCUCUGCUGUGUCAAGGGCCUCUUCUACCACUGCUCCACUGAUGAUGAAGACAACUGCGCUGAUGAACCCUGCUCCUGUGGGCCUAGCUCUUGCUUCGUCCGCUGGGCAGCCAUGAGCCUCAUCUCCCUCUUCCUACCCUGCCUGUGCUGCUACCUGCCUACCCGUGGAUGCCUCCAUCUGUGCCAGCAGGGCUAUGAUAGUCUCCGGAGACCAGGCUGCCGCUGUAAGAGGCACACCAACACUGUGUGCAGAAAAAUCUCUUCUGGUAGUGCACCCUUCCCCAAGGCCCAGGAAAAGUCUGUAUGACCUUCCCACAAGAUGGAUCCAGAGCUUUCUCCUUCUAGCCCCCAUCAGUAAAGUAUAGGCCUCAUCAUUGGAGAGGAGAAGGAGUAAUAAACUAGCCAAAGUUAGGGCUUCACCUCUUUUGUUCCUGCAGCAUCAGGGGAAUGGCAAAGUACAUCCUGGUGCAGGAUGCCUUGUUCUUUUCACAGUAUCAGUCUCACUGCUCUUCAACCUUUUUACACCCUGCCAACUCAGCCCUUAUGGCUGUCAUGGCAAAUUCAGGUGAUUCAUGGGCAUGAGGUUUGGACCACUGAGGACUGACAGAGCCAGCAACGUGGAGGUUUAGGGGCUCCCCAAUGUAAUGCCUCUCGGUGCAGGCUCUGAUUGUCACUCUGCUUUCCACAGUGCCUUUGGAAGCUUUCUUCUAAGAUGGUUUUCACAAGUACAUGUGGAACAGCGUUCAACCUUCCAGGGAAUAUGACCCCAUCUCCCUAUUUACUUCCCUUCUCUUCUCUAUUCCCUCUCUCUUUCUCCCUGUCUCCUCUUUCUGCAGUAUCCCUUUUCCUUUCCCCUUCAUUCUCAGCCUCUUUACUUUUACCUUUCCUCCUUUCUUCUUUCCUUUUUCCUCCUCUUUUCCCUCUUUCAAUCAAAUCCUUUCUUUGCCUAUAUUUUUACCAUAUUUAAUCUAUAUUUAUCUCUCUCUACCUGUCCUCCUUUCUCUUUCUAACAUGUCCAAAAGUGCUGUUUUUCCAUAGGUGUUUCCUUAGACGCCAAACUUUGCUAUGCUAUACUAUUUACUAAUUUUUAUUAAGGGAAAUGGAUUACUGUAAUGAACUGAUCACUAGCAAUAGUCUGUAUCCCAAUGUGUGUGCACUCACAACCACACUCAUCUGUUUGUGAGCAUAUUAGGUUAUCUUACAUUUCCAGAUUUAAUUAGUUGGAGUUUUUCUCCCUUUCCCAAUAAUCAACUUAUAGUACUGACAGAUACCAUUAGCAUGCUGAGUAGGAUAGUAAAUCAGGAUGCUCAUAACUUUGUAUGUCUGACCCAAGUGCCAAAGGCAGACGUGCUUUAUAGCUAAAUGAACAAAGCAAAGGAUAUUAUGGAGGUAUGUUCUCUCUUAGAAGCUAACUGCCCUGAGACUGCAUGGCUCAGGCCUUAAUAAUGGACAUAAAAAAGUCAUAAAACUUUAGAGCUGGAAGGAAUCUUAACUGUUAAUAUAGUUCAAUGCCCUUAUUUUACAGAUGGGAAAACUGAGGCCUGGAAAUAGGAAGGGACUUGCCCAAGGCCACACACUGAAUUGAUAGCCGAAUUAGGACUGGAAUACAGGCCUUCUGACUUCUAGUUCAAUAUUUUCUCCCCUGCACCACAAGUGAGUCAUGGGACUUUUUCCUAGGACUCUGUUAACAAUGACAGAAAGCCAUUCCCUUCCAAUUACUUUUCAGGGACCAUGCCAAGUUAGUAUGGUGGUCUUUCUGCAGUGCAUGGUGAGUAGCUAAUUAGCUAUCAAGUGUUGAGGCUUCCCCCAGUGGACAUCACCUUUGCCUCUGUCACCUUGUAGAAGCUCAAGUGUGGAAAAGAAAAAGCUUAAAGAAGCCCUAACCAAGCUGUAUCUUCGCCAUUGCAUCUACUCUUUGCUGUACACACUGUGCUCGCUCCUGGCUUUGUCUGCAAUGGCAGCUGUCUGAGAACCUAGAUUUCAGCAACCGAAAAACUGAGAUGAAAGAUGUAUAAUGCAGAGAAGUGACUUCUCUCUUAAAAAAAUACAGAGAGCCUGUGCUGUGAACCCCUUUCAAUGGGAAAAGGCUGCAGUGAUGAUGGCAGGCUCCUAAAGACUACUGCUAAAAGACACAAGAAUUAUAUAGUUUCCCUCUGUAAGUGAAUCCAAAAUUCACCAAGGAAUUCAGAGAUUGAGGGCACUUGCUUGAAAUCGAGGUGCUCCAACUUAGUUUAAGACUUCCAGACUCUAACUUUAUAUAUCAUCUCUUUUAAAGUGUGCAUGGAUAUGUUUUGCAGGGUGGAGAGGUGAGGAGAAGUGUAUAGUCAUACACAGGGGAAAUGAGGGAACAUCCAUGUCCCUUCAUCGGACAUAUGCUAUAGAAACAUGUGCCACUUAGUCCUUGUUAGUUCAGAAUUGUUCUGAAGCAUAAAGACAUUUGGAUUGCACACUGUCCUACACCUUCACUUACACCUCCUCUUCUAGAAUUGCUUUGCUCUAUUUUUGUAUAUAUAAAUAUGUUAUGAUGAUUAUUAAUAAUGUUAAUGAUACUGCUGCAAAUGGUGCCAUAUAUAAGAUUAGGCUUCUUGGAACAUUUAUAAAUCCAAACCAAUACCUGUAACCCCUUUGUUGCUUUUAGAUUCCUCAAUUUUAAGUAAUAUUUUUGUCUUACAAGUCUGCCUGAUUGUACUUCAAACUUAUCUACCCCUAAAAGCUGUGCCCAGUUCUCUGGGUCAUGCUAGAUGGAGAUGAGUAGCAACAUACUUCUUUCUGCUUCUGCCUGAAAUUUGCUUAGAGCUCAGAUAUCUAAAAAGUCUCUGACACUAGUGCAUUGUUCUGGAGCUAAAGUUAUUCUAUGGAUGUUUGCUUAUCAGUUUAAGGGCCCAAAAUAACACAAGUCCCUCCUUGAUAGCUCCUUGAUAUCCCAACCCUGCAGUCCUUACUCAGGCAAAUUGUGCACUGCCAGAGGGGCCCUGGGCUCUGCCAUAUACCCAGAGGAGCUCUUCUCAGUGUAUUUCUAAAUGGCCUUACACUUGGUGGAAGAAACUGAAGGGUUACUCAAAUGCAGUUGCAGUCUUCAAUCUGCUGCUGAGUCAGGGCUUUCACUUGUGUCCAAGUUGGCCUGAUAUGGACUGCAUCUGAUUUAUGUAUAGAUGGGUCCUGUUGGGGUAUGCGCAUGGACGUAUGAGUGAGUGUGCAUAUGUAUCCCUUCUGUGAUUUCAUAUAUAUAUACAUAUAUAUAUACAUAUAUAUACACAUAUAUAUGUAAAUAUAUAUUCACACAUCUCUAUAUAUUUUAAUGUAUUGCACAUGUAUAUUUAAAAUAUAUACAAAAGAACUCUAAAUCCUGCAGAGUGGUUCUGUUUUCAUUAUUUUUCUACUUUGUGUCAUGCACUGUAUAAACAGGAAUAUUUAGAGGGUGUUUCUUGCUUGGCAUCUUUUUGCAAUUAAGUCAUCUGUUACCCCCUAAAUUCUACUGCUUUCCACAUAUUGGUCCCUUGAUACAUUUCAUAUGGCAAUUGCCAAGAGUUUUAUUUGCCAUCUUCACUCAUCACAAUAGUCAUAAUAUACUGAACACUUAGUGCUUACAGUGUGUUAAGCACUAGUUUUAGCAUAUUACCUAAAUUAUUGCAGUCAAUCCUCACAAUAACUCUACACAUAGGCACUAUUUCAUUCACUACUUUUCAGAUGACAAACUGAAGCACAGAGGUUAAACGACUUGCCUAAGGGCAACAACCGUAAAUGGUAGAGGUAAAAUUUGAACCUAGGCUGUCUGAUUCCCAAGUCCAUGCUCCAUUGU
Molecule: messenger RNA, 4787 nt
Organism: Sciurus carolinensis (gray squirrel)
Lineage: Eukaryota; Metazoa; Chordata; Mammalia; Rodentia; Sciuridae
Gene: Spry3
Product: sprouty RTK signaling antagonist 3
Exons: 2
Coding region: 429-1295 (288 amino acids)
Biological process (GO): negative regulation of Ras protein signal transduction; negative regulation of MAP kinase activity; multicellular organism development
Cellular component (GO): membrane; cytosol
Source: RefSeq, a predicted model, not a curated record